AUGAGAGAGAUUAUUCACGUUCAAGUUGGUCAAUGUGGUAACCAAAUUGGUCAAAAAUUCUGGGAAACCAUCUCUCAAGAGCAUGGUCUUGACACCAACGGUACUUACGCUGGUGACAAUGAUCUUCAAUUGGAACGCAUCAAUGUCUUUUACAACGAAGGCUCUGGCGGUCAAUAUGUCCCUCGUUCCGUUUUGGUUGAUCUCGAACCUGCUACCAUGGACUCUGUUCGUUCCAGUCCUUAUGGCAAGCUUUUCCGUCCUGAUAACUUUAUCUUUGGCCAAAAUGGUGCUGGUAACUCUUGGGCCAGAGGUUACUAUACAGAAGGUGCUGAAUUAGUCGAGCAAGUUUUGGAUGUUGUUCGCAAGGAAGCUGAACACACGGAUUGCUUGCAAGGUUUCCAAUUAGCCCACUCCCUUGGUGGUGGUACUGGUUCUGGUCUUGGCUCUCUCUUGCUCUCCAAGAUUCGUGAAGAAUACCCUGAUCGUAUGCUCUGUACUUACUCUGUUGUGCCUUCUCCCAAGGUCUCUGAUACCGUUGUCGAGCCUUACAAUGCUGUUUUGUCUGUCCAUCAACUCGUUGAGAACUGUGAUGCUACCUUCUGUAUCGAUAACGAAGCUCUUUAUGAUAUCUGUUUCCGUACUCUCAAGUUGAACAACCCUGGCUACGGUCAACUUAACGAAUUGGUCUCCACCGUCAUGUCUGGUGUCUCUACCAGUUUGCGUUUCCCUGGUCAACUCAACAGUGAUCUGCGCAAGUUGUUUGUCAACAUGGUUCCCUUCCCUCGUCUUCAUUUCUUCAUGGUAGGCUUUGCUCCUCUCACUGCUUUCGGUUCUCAACAAUACCGCAACUUGAGUGUCCCUGAAUUGACCGCUCAAAUGUUUGAUGCUCGUAACAUGAUGGCUGCCUCUGAUCCUCGCCAUGGUCGCUACUUGACCGUUGCUACCAUCUUCCGUGGUCGCUUGUCUACCAAGGAAGUUGAGAACCAAAUGUUGGCUGUUCAACAAAAGAACUCUUCUUACUUUGUUGAAUGGAUUCCUAACGGUGUCAAGACCUCUCUUUGUGAUAUUCCUCCUGUUGGUCUCAAGAUGUCUGGUACCUUCAUCGGUAACAGUACCGCCAUUCAAGAGUUAUUUAAGCGUGUCAAUGAUCAAUUCACUGCCAUGUUCAGAAGAAAGGCUUUCUUGCAUUGGUACACUGGCGAGGGCAUGGAUGAGAUGGAAUUCACUGAAGCUGAAUCCAACAUGAACGAUUUAGUAUCUGAAUACCAACAAUACCAAGAAGCCACUGCUGACGAUGAGCUCAUGGAAGAUGAGGAUUACCUUGAGGAAGACGAGAUUCUCGAAGAAGAAUAA
Mucor velutinosus is the source of this 1353-nucleotide messenger RNA. RefSeq lists its product as uncharacterized. Gene Ontology annotation, biological process: mitotic cell cycle; microtubule cytoskeleton organization. The transcript is spliced from 2 exons. Gene Ontology annotation, molecular function: GTP binding; GTPase activity; structural constituent of cytoskeleton. The record is from RefSeq and is a predicted model, not a curated record. Gene Ontology annotation, cellular component: microtubule; cytoplasm. NCBI's taxonomy places the organism in Eukaryota, Fungi, Mucoromycota, Mucoromycetes, Mucorales, Mucoraceae. Bases 1 to 1353 code for a protein of 450 amino acids.